CUGAAGCAGCGCUGCGAGUGCACUUCAUUUCGAGUCAGAGCGUCCUGCUGUGAAAAUGUCCGUGUCGCUGCUCCCUGCGGUCGUCGGACUCCUGGCCUUGCUCGGCUGCUGUCCUGCGUCCGGCCAUCCGUGCGACAUCAGUGACAACAAGGAGGAAUGGCUGGCAAACGCCGUGCAGAAGGAGGUGGUGGUGGUGGGCGGCGGCGUGGCCGGCUUGGCGGCGCUCAAGAUGCUCUACAGUAACUCGUUCAAGAACGUGCACCUUCUGGAGGCGCAGGACUACUGGGGCGGCAGAGUCAAGACCCACAGGGAAGCACUUCCCUCGGGCAAGCAGAUCCUGACGGAGGACGGCGCCGAGUGGAUCCACGGAGGCCCAGGAAACUUUCUUUACGAUAUCGCGAAGGACCUCAAUAAGUUCACUGAGCCUCUAGACGAUUCUGCCUAUCUCUGGAUGGCCAGAACGCAGUCAGGAAGGGAUGCUGACCCUUCGGGCUUCGACGUGGCCGAGGAACUGAUGCAGAUAUGCGAGAGAGACAACGUGCAAGCCCAGUACUAUGGCUAUGGCUACGGAAAGUGCUACGCGGACAAGUUUUCGGCUAAAUACGACAGAUCACCAGCGAUUCAGUCGGAGAAAGACGCCUGGCGUUUCUACCUGAACAAGUGGCUGCUGAAGGACACGGGCCUCGUCGACUGGGAGGAUCAGUCUAUGGAGGACGCCGAUCACUUCACUGACUGGGGCUAUGAUAUGUGGAAUCAGUGGGCGGACGGCUACGACGCUAUCGUCGACUACCUUAGGAAAGGCCUCCCUGAAUCCACCAUGUCCCUGUCGUCGCCCGUGUGCAGGAUCUUCUGGGACAUCGUCGACGAGAACGCCGAGAACAAGGUCCUGGUGGUGACGCAGGCCGGCGCCUCUUACCUGGCCGACCACGUCAUCCUCACGCCCUCCAUCGGGCACCUCAAGGAGCGCCAUGCCAGCCUGUUCACGCCCGCGCUGCCCGAUUCCUAUCAGGCGGCCAUGGCGGCGACGGAACUCGGCCUGUGCAACAAGGUGCAGAUGGGCUGGGAAUCAGCGUGGUGGAGAGACCAGCAAGGCUUGAACCUCAACCUUCAAGUCAUUUUCACCCAAGACAUUCCCAAAGAGAUGUCAUGGCUGUAUGGGAUCAUGGAGUACCUGACAAUACACCAACAAAAUGAAAUGUUGCAAGGUUUCGUCACCGGCGAAGAAGCAAUAGCGAUGGAGAGCAUCCCUGAAGCCACUUUGAAGAAGCACCUGCAGUGGCAUCUGGCCAACGCCACCGGAAUGAAUGUUCCAGAACCCAUCUUCUUCAGGAGGAGCCAGUGGCAGAAUAACGUGUGGGUAAGAGGAUCCUACAACUCUUACCUGAAGACGGGAGGAACCCUGAAGAACCGUUCGCCCUUAGCUAAGCCUGCCGUAAUAUCCGGAAAACCAAUGCUGCUUUGGGCUGGAGAGCACACGCACAGCACCCGAUACGGAACAGUCGAUGGAGCCAUAGUUACCGGCGAGCGAGAAGCCGACAGAAUCAUCAACUACUGGGAUCAAAUGUACACUGACUACUGAGGCUUCCCUAGUGGCCCAAGCUAAGCUCUGGACAAGACGGACCGAGGCUUCCCUAGUGACCCAAGCUGAGUUCUGGACUGCGCUGGACAAGACGGACACGAGAAUCCUUUUCUUUUGUCUUUGUAUCCCUAAUUCGUUAUUAAUUGGCUUAGUGUGUUGGUUAUGUCAAUGAAUGAGUUUUGUUUAAUUCUGUUCAUAGUUGGACCUUUGAUCUUUGCAUACAUCAAUUGCUGAAAUGGUAUAAAGGUAAUCCAGUUAAUUUCUUUCUGAAAAGUUUCUGAAAACGGAAAUAGUUUCAUUUAUCAAUUUCGUGAGUCUGGGUGACCCUGAAUAAAUUAGUUGCAUAAA
Messenger RNA from Penaeus chinensis, 1927 nucleotides. Its product is annotated as spermine oxidase-like. The transcript is spliced from 12 exons. The record is from RefSeq and is a predicted model, not a curated record. NCBI's taxonomy places the organism in Eukaryota, Metazoa, Arthropoda, Malacostraca, Decapoda, Penaeidae. Bases 56 to 1579 code for a protein of 507 amino acids. Gene Ontology annotation, molecular function: polyamine oxidase activity.